Molecule: messenger RNA, 591 nt
Organism: Caenorhabditis bovis
Lineage: Eukaryota; Metazoa; Nematoda; Chromadorea; Rhabditida; Rhabditidae
Source: the annotation of a GenBank genome assembly
AUGGAUAGCCUGAUCGUACCAACAUCGCCAGAAUCGCCACUAGCCGCCGCCGCCGCCUCGGCCGUCGGCGCUCCAAACACGGAAAUCUGGGAGGUGGUGCUCGUCGCCUCGUGUCCCGUCAUUUUCAUCGUAUUCCUUUGCCUCUGCGUCAUUUGUCUGGUUGUGCGAAGCUAUGAGCAACCGAACAUCGCAGACGUGCGCCCAAUCCGCCGCCAAAACACACCAAUCGCCUCGAUUCUUCGCCAAUUGCCGCCGCCGCCAAAAUACGACAUCGCAGUCUUGUCUGUCGAUGCCCCACCACCAUUGUACACCGACAUCGGAAAAGAGCCGCCACUGCGCACGACGCCAUCCGGCGGCCGUCCGAUUCUUCAUCGCCAAUUCGCUGAACAUCGUCAUCUGACGACGCCGACAGUUCAGCCGCUCAAUAUUCAAUAUUUGUAUCCUCCAAGAUAUGAGGCCGCUGUCGAUGAGACCGCCAACAAACCCAACGCGACCACCACCACGCCGCCUCGUGUAGCUCACGUCGUCGUUGAGUUGACACCAUCGUCGUCUUCCGGGUCUUCGACCACCUCUACCUCCACCUCAUCCUAA